This is a messenger RNA of Fusarium fujikuroi IMI 58289, 1038 nucleotides long. Its product is annotated as related to NAD dependent epimerase/dehydratase family protein. The transcript has 3 exons. The coding region runs from base 1 to 1038 and encodes 345 amino acids. NCBI's taxonomy places the organism in Eukaryota, Fungi, Ascomycota, Sordariomycetes, Hypocreales, Nectriaceae. The record is from RefSeq and is a predicted model, not a curated record.
AUGGAAACUCAGAAAAUUCUUAUCACCGGCGCCACCGGCUUCGUUGGUGGCAGCGUAUUAACAACGAUCCUCGCAAACACGUCCCUUGCAAAAUUCCCCAUCACAGCCCUGGUCCGCACUCAAGCUCAGGCCUCGACUCUAUCAUCCCUCCCACUAACACCUCUUCUCUUCAAAAACCUCGACGAUACGGAUUUCCUCACUGAAGUAGCUUCAGCACACGAUAUCGUCAUCCACGCAGCCAACGGCUAUCACGUCCCCUCCGCUCAGGCCUUUAUUCGCGGUCUUGCGCAACGGAAACGCAAAACAGGACGCGAAGUACACUACAUUCACAACUCGGGGACGUCAAACUUUGGCGACAGACCUGUUUCCAAAGCCUACAUUGUGACGAAUGUGUUUUCGGAUAAAGAUGAUGUUUAUGCUUAUGAGAAGAUGAGGGAAAGAAUUGAGCCGUAUCAUCAACGCACUGCUGAUGUUACCGUUUUUGAACUCGGCGAAGAGUUGGGUGUCAAGACUUAUAUCAUCUGCUCGCCUUUGAUUUAUGGCAGGGGAACAGGCUUGUUUAACAAGUCCUCGAUACAGAUUCCGACAAUGGUUAGGGCUGCUCUUGAGAGGGGACGGGCGAUGUACGCCGGAGAUGGGCUGGGAAUUUGGGAUCACACCCAUAUUGAAGACAUUGCAGCGCUUUACACCCUAAUUCUGGCCAAGAUCCUCAAAGGGGAGGAUGUACCCUUUGGAAAAGAGGGUUUCUUCUUCGCAAACCAUGGUAAACAGUCUUGGCUUGACAUAGCGAAGGAGAUUGCAAGAGUUGGCCAUCAACAAGGAAGACUCGCCGCUGAACCGGAGAGUGUAGGAUUGAAGGAAAUUAGCAAGGCUUGGUUCGAUGGUGAUGAGCAUCUCACUGAGCUUGGACUGUGUUCGAGGUCUGAGACAAGGGGCGAUCGGAGUCGUGAGUUGGGAUGGGAGCCGGUGAAAGAUGACUCGAAAUGGAUCGAGACUGUGACCGAGGAAUUUAUGGCUGCUCUUGAAACUACGGCCUAA